CUUCCCCAGCAGCGCGACGCUUCUGCCUUCUUCAAACCGCCGCCGCGGUCGCAUACAACGCCGAGGCGUCGUAGAGUGAAGUACGACGAAGCAAGUCGCUGCCUUGCUGUUGUUUCCGGAGAUGCCUCCGAAGGGGAAGAAGUCGGCGAGGGCUUCAGUGCCGGUUGCCAUGGCCUCUCCUUCCGACCGCUCUCCUCUCUUCCCCGGGACGCCGAUGGAUCCAUCCCGAGGGUCUCCGGCUGGCGACGACGACGAAGCUGUUCAUCGCCGUCUCCUCGCCGCGGCUGCGGCCAAGUUCCCCGCCCUAAUAUCCGAAGACCGUACCUUCUGCGGACGGAUCACCGAGACGGAGUCGUCGCCCUCCAACGGAAGCCAUGCUAGGGUCUGGCUGUCCUCGGCCGCCAUGAUCUCUACCUCCAUCGCCCCUGGUUCUAUCGUCUCGGUAUCAUUUCCUGCCUCAGGCAAAGCAUAUCUUAACAACUUCCCACUUAAUACUUUAGCUGAGGAAUGUGCUCCACAUUUUGGCUCGGAUGUUGAUGGCUAUAUGGCCAACAGACCAGGAAGUUAUUUUGCAAUUGCAUCUGUAUUUCCAUCUCUCAAGGUUCUUAAGGAUGGAGUAAGACUGUCAUGGGGUCUUUCAUGCACCAUUGGCUCUCCUGAUCUGGGUAGGGCAGUAUUUAUUUGCCCUAUUGAAAAAUUCUCUAUACCACAUUCUUUAAACAAUUCUGAUAGUGUUGCUCCUUCGUGCUUGUGUCAAUGCAAGGACCUUUACCUAAAUCUGGUGGUGUCUAAGGCUGGACUAAAUAGUUGCAACAAAGAACAAUCAACCAGUAAUUCUGGUUUGAGCUCACUUUGUCUUUUGACCAGAAAUGGUGAGGUUGCAUCACCACAGACUCCAUCUCAUCAAAGAAAACUUGCUACAACCGCUGACUCUCCGAUGUACUUGAGAAAAUCUCAUAAUCUUCUACCAACUUUAGAUUCACCUUCUUGCUUGGAUGUGUCUUUUCUAAAGUUGGCAUUAGCAGAUGAGAAAAUUAAGGAGUUACUCCAGAUAUAUUCUGGCCGGUGGCUUUGUGGCCGUCAUUUGCUGAAGGGAAACUCUGUGAGCGUUCCAAUAUGUGGACAAAUCUGUACUUUCCUGGUGGAAGGUGCUGAUAUGCUAUUGGCUGGCAAAGAACUGGAUUCUGAGAAGACGGUUUUGCAGCCUGAUGAGAUACUGAUAUCUAGACCUUUAGAUCAGCUGGAUGCUGUAAUAAUUGUUAAUACAACAACAAAAGUGCAUUUGUUUUAUUCAACAUCUUCAAAGCAGGAAUCCUCAAAUGAAGUAGGUUUCAUGAAUGAGCAAGAAAGAAGUACAGUAGUUUUUGAUAAGGAAAAUGUUCCAAAAUUGGGUGGCUUAUCCAAGGAGUUUGCAGCAUUAAAAGAAAUUAUCUUGUUCUCACUGGAUGAUCAGGAUUCUCUUCCUAGGUACAAAGGGGUGCUUCUUCAUGGGCCUCCUGGCACGGGAAAAACAUCACUGGCAACUUCUUGUGCUUGUUCAGUUGGUGCUAGCCUUUUCUCUAUCAAUGGGCCUGAGGUCAUUAGUGAAUACUAUGGAGAAUCCGAGCAAGCACUGCGAGAAGUUUUUGAUUCUGCCAAACUAGCUGCUCCUUCUGUGGUUUUUAUUGAUGAAUUGGAUGCCAUUGCUCCAACACGAAAAGAAGGAAGUGAAGAAUUAUCUCUUAGAAUAGUUGCUACACUUCUGAAGCUGAUGGAUGAGAUUAACAUAAAGGACCGUGUGCUUGUUAUUGCUACAACAAAUCGCCCUGACAGUAUUGAUCCUGCCUUGAGACGACCUGGAAGAUUGGAUCGUGAAAUUGAAAUAGGGGUUCCAUCACCUGAACACAGAUUGGAUAUACUAUGCACCCUACUAAAUGAGAUAGUUCACUCUCUCAGCUUCAAGGAAAUUCAAUCUCUGGCUUUGGGCACACAUGGAUUCGUCGGUGCUGAUUUAUCUGCCCUUUGCAAUGAGGCAGCAAUGACUGCUCUUCGUCGUUACAUAGGCCAUACCUGUGAUCCUGGACUCCGCAAAGAUGAGGAUGUACAAACUGCAGAUCCAGUAGAUUCACUAUCUUCAUCACUAUUUGCAUUGAAUAUGUCAUCAGAACAGGUUGCCUCUGUUAGUGCUACAAGGCAUUUGGAAAGUUCCGGUGCAUCUCAGCGUGGAUCUUAUGAAUCUCAAAAAGUUGAAGCAGAAAUGUUGCUUAAAGUGACUAUUGAAGAUUUUGAGAAAGCCAAGAUGAAAGUGAGGCCUAGUGCCAUGCGCGAGGUAAUGCUUGAGCUUCCAAAGGUUCGAUGGGAGGAUGUGGGUGGUCAAUCUAUGAUAAAAAGACAAUUGAUUGAAGCAGUCCAGUGGCCACAAAUAUGUCCUGAUGCAUUUAUACGCUUGGGUAUUCGCCCUCCAAGGGGGUUAUUGAUGAUUGGUCCCCCAGGCUGCAGUAAGACCUUGAUGGCCCGUGCAGUAGCUUCUGAGGCAAAGUUAAACUUUCUUGCAGUGAAGGGUCCCGAACUCUUUAGCAAAUGGGUUGGAGAAUCGGAGAAAGCAGUAAGAUCAUUGUUCGCAAAGGCAAGGGCUAACUCUCCAGCAAUAGUUUUCUUUGAUGAAAUAGAUGGCCUUGCAGUUACUCGUGGGCAGGACAGUGAUGGUACAUCGGUUGCUGACAGGGUUCUGAGUCAGUUGCUUGUGGAAAUGGAUGGUUUGGAUCAAAAAAUUGGUGUUACGGUUAUUGCAGCUACUAAUCGUCCGGACAAGAUUGACCCUGCCCUCUUACGGCCAGGACGUUUUGACAGGCUAUUAGAUGUCCAACCACCAGAUGAAAAUGAUCGGGAGGAUAUAUUCCGUAUCCAUAUGCGGAACAUGCCUUGCAGUUCUGAUGUUAGCAUCAAGGACCUUGCUCAGCUUACAGAAGGUUACACUGGGGCAGACAUAAAGUUAAUAUGCAGAGAAGCAGCUCUUGCUGCAUUAGAAGAGAGCUUGGAGAUAUCUGAAGUAUCAAUGGUGCAUUUCAAGUUUGGAAUUAGUCGUGUCCAGCCAUCAGAUCUCAAAUUUUACAGAGAACUCGCAGCACAGUUUCGAAGGCUGGUGGACAAUCAAUCUGCUAGGGGUGAAUGAUAAAAGGUUUUAUCUGUCGAUCAUUCAUGGGUUGAUAGCCAAGUUUUGAGUGUGACCGAUAGUACGACAUCAGAUUUCAGCAUUUCCUCCUGUGAGGGUGAAGUAUGACCGGAGAUUCCUGUACUUCACAGUUCUAAUGUCAAAAUGUUUCAUUUGUUUUCACGCCUAUUAUUCUUUCCUAAGCAUGCUAGUUUGCUAAGUUUUGAGUGAUUUUUGGGUUUUUAUUUAUUGUGGCUGGAAGCGUUCAUGAGGUGACGUUGAAUCAAGCUUUGCUGAUAGGAAUCUCUGUUAGAGAUUUUGGUGACUCCAGAAAGGUGGAAGUUUACGAUGCUUGUACAAAAUAGGCUUAAAAGUGAAGAUAUUAUAAAAAACUCUGCCUUGUGAUCAUCUUAAUUUUAUUCUUUUUGA
Messenger RNA from Musa acuminata AAA Group (dessert banana), 3559 nucleotides. Its product is annotated as calmodulin-interacting protein 111. Gene Ontology annotation, molecular function: ATP hydrolysis activity; ATP binding. The record is from RefSeq and is a predicted model, not a curated record. Bases 122 to 3151 code for a protein of 1009 amino acids. Gene Ontology annotation, cellular component: chloroplast; cytoplasm. The transcript has 11 exons. Lineage: Eukaryota; Viridiplantae; Streptophyta; Magnoliopsida; Zingiberales; Musaceae.